Molecule: messenger RNA, 3266 nt
Organism: Neogale vison (American mink)
Lineage: Eukaryota; Metazoa; Chordata; Mammalia; Carnivora; Mustelidae
Gene: GPAT4
Product: glycerol-3-phosphate acyltransferase 4
Exons: 13
Coding region: 957-2327 (456 amino acids)
Biological process (GO): triglyceride biosynthetic process
Cellular component (GO): endoplasmic reticulum
Molecular function (GO): glycerol-3-phosphate O-acyltransferase activity
Source: RefSeq, a predicted model, not a curated record
AAAGGGCGGGCGCGCGCACGUCUUUACGCACGCCUCGGCCGGCGGCGGCGGCCAAGGGCGGGAGGGAUCGUCCGCGGAGGGAUUGGGAGAUUCGGAGUCUCACGGCCGCUUUGGCAGCAUGUAAGCAACUUCUUGCCAAGAACCCAGGUCACCGCUGAGAAGGGGGCCUUAAGGAGAAGAAUAUCCAGAGGAAACCAAUGCCAGACACGUCUGGAGUUACACUCAACGCAGGCAGCAUGAGACAUUCUGUGCCAGCAUCUGUGUCCUGCUGGCAAAGACUGUAGCUCUCCAAGUUGGAGGGUCCUGGAAGCAGCACGCACCAGGAGCCUCUCGAGAGGAAGAAUGGGGCCAGAUGUGAACUCUCUGCAAUGAACACAGUUUUCAGCUUAUGAAGGAGUUUUAAGUAAAACAAUUAUUUAAUUUCCACAUAUUCAAGUUCGGUAGCCUUCUGUGUGAAGAGCCAGCAGUCACCCACCCCCCCCCCCCCCCCCCCACAAAAGUUAUCAGGAUUAUUCUGGCACCAAGUUGAACUCUUCUUGGUACUUCUGGCAAUGACAGAUCUUCAGGACAGAUUUAUCUGUUAAAUGCUCUUGAGCAGGAAAGAAAAAGUAAAACUUCUGGAAGGAGCGGGAAGUAGCAGAGCAGAGGUCCCUCCCUCACUACUCACUUUCACAGAAACUCUGCCUGGACUCGGAUGCUUAUACUGAAGAUUGGUCCUGCCUCAUUCACUUUCAAAGUCCAUCAAUUCUGGGGAGAGCUGGCAUUUUCGGGCUGCCUCCUGUGGCCUUUUUUACUGUCCUUCUGCCUGUAGGCAGUCAAAUAAUGUGACUUGGAACGGGGUUUGCUAUCCUAUGGGGACUUGCUUUCUUUCCCAGGCUGGUGCUGUCUGACAGGACCAUCGGAAGACGGUGGUUUGUUCUUGGGGGAGGGCACUGGCCUUGCCUGGAUCCUCCACCAUGUUUCUGUUGCUGCCUUUUGAUAGCCUGAUUGUCAACCUUCUGGGCAUCUCCCUGACUGUCCUCUUCACCCUCCUCCUUGUUUUCAUCAUAGUCCCUGCCAUUUUUGGAGUCUCCUUUGGCAUCCGAAAGCUCUACAUGAAAACUUUGUUAAAAAUCUUUGCGUGGGCCACCUUGAGGAUGGAGAGAGGCGCCAAGGAGAAGAACCACCAACUUUACAAGCCCUAUACCAAUGGAAUCAUUGCAAAAGAUCCCACUUCGCUAGAAGAAGAGAUCAAAGAAAUCCGUCGAAGUGGCAGUAGUAAGGCUCUGGAUAACACUCCAGAGUUUGAGCUCUCCGACAUUUUCUACUUUUGCCGGAAGGGAAUGGAGACCAUCAUGGAUGAUGAGGUGACAAAGAGGUUCUCAGCAGAGGAGUUGGAGUCCUGGAACCUGCUGAGCAGGACCAACUAUAACUUCCAGUACAUCAGCCUUCGGCUCACUGUCUUGUGGGGCUUAGGAGUGCUGAUUCGCUAUUGCUUCCUUCUGCCACUCAGGAUAGCUCUUGCUUUUACUGGGAUUAGCCUUCUGGUGGUAGGCACCACCGUGGUGGGAUACCUGCCAAAUGGGAGGUUUAAGGAAUUCCUGAGUAAACACGUUCACUUAAUGUGUUACCGGAUCUGUGUGCGAGCCCUGACAGCCAUCAUUACCUACCACGACAGAGAAAACAGGCCCAGAAACGGUGGCAUCUGCGUGGCCAAUCACACCUCUCCAAUCGACGUCAUCAUUUUGGCCAGCGAUGGCUAUUAUGCCAUGGUGGGUCAAGUGCACGGGGGACUCAUGGGUGUGAUCCAGAGAGCCAUGGUGAAGGCCUGCCCGCACGUCUGGUUUGAACGCUCUGAAGUGAAAGAUCGCCACCUGGUGGCUAAGAGACUGACUGAGCAUGUGCAGGAUAAAAGCAAGCUACCCAUCCUUAUCUUCCCAGAGGGAACCUGCAUCAAUAAUACAUCAGUGAUGAUGUUCAAAAAGGGAAGUUUUGAAAUUGGAGCCACAGUUUACCCUGUUGCUAUCAAGUAUGACCCUCAAUUUGGUGACGCCUUCUGGAACAGCAGCAAAUACGGGAUGGUAACAUACCUGCUGAGAAUGAUGACCAGCUGGGCCAUUGUCUGCAGCGUUUGGUACCUGCCUCCUAUGACCAGAGAGACAGAUGAAGAUGCCGUCCAGUUUGCCAAUAGGGUGAAAUCCGCCAUUGCCAGGCAGGGGGGGCUUGUGGACCUGCUGUGGGAUGGUGGUCUGAAGAGGGAGAAGGUGAAAGACACGUUCAAAGAGGAGCAGCAGAAGCUGUACAGCAAGAUGAUCGUUGGGAACCACGAGGACAGGAGCCGGUCCUGAGCCCGCGCCUUGCGCUGGCGGGAGCCACCGCUCGCAGAUCCUGACCCGCGAGCCAGCUGGAGUUGCGCCGCCGCUGCCCCUGCUGCCCCCACUGCUGCAUCCUUUCCAACUCCGGGGCUCUUCAGGCCGCUCUGGAUCCCAGGACUCCAGCUGCUUCAGAACUGCCCCAGGGAUCCCUGGGUGCACCGUCUGCAGUGGGCACUGCUGGGGGUUGCUGCCCAGGACGAGAUGCCUUCUUGUUUCUUUUACACUAAGUCCAUUGGAGGAAUGCCAUUAAAGUCAGCUCUCCACCUGUGCACGUGUGGGGCUGAGUGGUUGGGAAGCCUUGGCCACGUGCCCAUGUUCAGGACGUUAGGGUGUCAGUCUGUUACAGAUGCCAUAUGCCAGGGACUUUGCUAAGGAAAGGCCCCCCCGCUUCUGAGGAGAGGCAGUGCCAAGGCAGUGUGACUUGCUUCAGCCCAAACAUCGCCGCCCCAAGCCUCGGAGCUCUGCAGACUGGGUGAAAGGAAAACUGUUGUCUGCGGGGGCUUUUGGCAAAAUGGGGUUUUAAAUCCUGUGCUCCUGCCCACAAGCAGAAGCACAGGAUUACCAAAGGGGAUGGCAGGAAGCAAGGUGGACCAGUGACUAGGGCGUGGUGGGAACCAAGAGUCAUUUUGUGUUCAGACUCCAGUGCUAAUCCUGAACUCCCAUGUGACUUGCUCUCUGUUAACUUGUGCCUCAGUUUCCCCAUCUGUUACCUGGAUCAGGAGGGGAAGGUGGUCAUAACCUACCUCACAGGGUUGUUGUGGGGAUCGAAGUGCUACUUUGAAGGACAAGUUGCUCAGUGUUACAAGUAUAGGUCCAUGAAACGUGGCAGGAAAGGUCUGAACUCAGAGCUGCUGCAAAGGGCUUUGAGUUUGUUUUUGUGAGUAAAUAAAAUUGUCUUUGAUGGUCAAUUAA